Phoenix dactylifera (date palm) is the source of this 3151-nucleotide messenger RNA. Lineage: Eukaryota; Viridiplantae; Streptophyta; Magnoliopsida; Arecales; Arecaceae. The record is from RefSeq and is a predicted model, not a curated record.
ACCCCAGCAGCCACCAAACACCCGGCCCUCGAGCCCCUGAAGCGCCGCGUCAUCGGCCUCGCCGAUCGCGGCCGCCUCGACGAUGCCCUCUCCGCCCUCGACCUCAUGGCCCGCCGCGGCGUCCCGGCCGACCUUGUCACCUACUCCAUCCUCCUCCGCUCCUGCAUCCGCUCCCGCGACCUCGCCCGCGGCCGCCUCCUCCAUCGCCGCCUCCUCGAUUCCGCCCUUCCCCUGGACUCCGUCGUCACCAACUCCCUUAUCACCCUCUACUCCAAAUGCGGCGAUUGGGACGCCGCCUGCUCCAUCUUCGAGGAAAUGGGCAGCCGAAGAAAUCUAGUUUCCUGGACCGCCAUGAUCUCCAGCGCGGCCCAGAAUGGGAUGGAAGAAACAGCCAUAGAGAUGUUCCGCGAAAUGCUCGAAAUGGGGUUUAGCCCGAAUGAGUUCAGCUUCUCUAGCGUCAUUCAAGCUUGCUCGAAUACGAAGUUCAUGUCGGUUGGGAAAGUGGUUCUUGGAUCUGUGUCCAAAAUGGGAUUUUUCCCGUGGGAUGUAUCAGUUGGGUGUGCUCUGAUCGAUAUGUUUGCGAAGACCCACGACUUGGUUUCAGCUCGCAAGGUCUUCGACAGAAUGCUCGAUAGGAACUUGGUCGCUUGGACCCUGAUGAUCACGAGAUUCGGGCAACAUGGCUGUGGAAAAGAAGCAAUCAGUUUGUUCGUAGAUAUGGUGCUCGACGGGUUCGAGCCUGACCGCUUUACCAUGAGCAGCGUGAUCUCUGCUUGCACCGAGCUGGAGUCCAUUAAGUUGGGGCAGCAACUGCACUCUCUAGCGAUUCGAAAUGGAUUUGCCUCCGAUACCUGCAUAGGUUGCAGCCUCAUAGACAUGUAUGCAAAAUGUGCAGUAGGGGUAUCGAUGGAUGAUUCAAGGAAGGUUUUUGAUCGGAUGCCUGAGCAUAACGUCAUGUCGUGGACAGCGGUGAUAUCAGGCUAUGUGCAAAGUGGAGGGCAUGAUGAGGAAGCAAUAAAGCUCUUGUGCAAGAUGAUGCAGGGAAGAGUUUGGCCAAACCAUUUUACCUAUUCUUGCAUUCUCAAGGCAUGUGCCAGUCUAUCUGAUCCUGAGAUGGGGGAACAGGUCCAUGCACAUGUUGUGAAAUCAGGUCUAGCAUCGGUAAAUUUCGUAGGUAACUCUUUAGUCAGCAUGUAUGCACGGUCAGGUAGGAUGGAAGAUGCCAUCAAAGCUUUUGAUGUACUGUAUGAAAAGAAUAUCAUUUCAUACAAUGCCGUUAUUGAUGGUUAUUUGAAGAAUUCCAAUGCCGAAGAAGCCCUCGAGCUCCUUCAUCAAACUGAGAGCAUGGACAUUGGAGUAAGUGCUUUUACAUUUGCUAGUCUUUUGAGUUCUGCUGCAAGCAUUGGAAUGAUGAGCAAGGGCCAGCAGAUGCAUGCCCAGCUACUAAAGACAGGAUUUGGAUUGGAUAAGGGUAUUGGUAAUUCACUUAUAUCUAUGUAUUCUAGGUGUGGAGACAUAGAGGAUGCUUGCCGAGUUUUCUAUGAGAUGGAUGAUCAUAAUGUGAUCUCAUGGACGUCGAUGAUCACAGGUUUUGCUAAGCAUGGGUAUGCAAACCGAGCACUCAGGUUGUUCCAUGAGAUGAUCUCAACUGAGGCUAAGCCAAAUGAGGUCACUUACAUUGCUGUUCUAUCUGCUUGUGGCCAUGCGGGUCUAGUUAAGGAAGGGUGGGAGCACUUCUACACCAUGCAAAGGGAUCAUGGGAUUAUUCCAAGGAUGGAGCAUUAUGCUUGCAUGGUUGAUAUGCUAGGGCGAUCAGGCCUUCUUAAUGAAGCUGUUGAGUUAAUAACUUCGAUGCCUUUCAAGGCUGAUGCCUUGUUGUGGAGGACUUUGCUUGGUGCAUGUAGAACUCAUGGAAACAUUGAGCUGGGCAAACUCUCUGCUAAAAAUAUCAUGGAGCUGGAGCCGCAAGAUCCAGCAGCCCAUGUCUUGCUAUCAAACUUGUAUGCUGCAGCUGGCAAGUGGGAGGAUGUGGAAAAAAUAAGGAUUGGCAUGAAAGAGAGGAAAUUGAACAAAGAAGCUGGAUUGAGUUGGAUGGAGAUAGAGAACACCAUCCAUAAGUUUCAUGCAGGAGAUACUUCUCAUCCACAAGCCCAAGAGACAUAUGCAAAAUUGGAUGAAUUGAUGGCUGAAAUCAAGGAAAUGGGGUAUGUACCUGACACAAAUUUCGUUCUUCAUGACAUGGAGGAUGAGCUAAAGGAACAGUACCUGUUCCAGCACAGUGAGAAGAUAGCAGUGGCCUACGGUCUUAUAUGCACAUCUGCACCAAAACCCAUUCGCAUAUUUAAGAACCUUCGUGUUUGUGGAGAUUGUCAUGCUGCAAUCAUGUACAUCUCAAAGGCCACUGGACGGGAAGUAAUUUUGAGGGAUUCUAAUCGGUUCCAUCGGUUCAGCAAUGGGGAGUGCUCUUGUGGGGGUACUGGUAAAACUCUGCAUGCUCUUUGCGGUUAUGUGAUGGUGCAUGCUGCGGUCCAAACUAAAAUUUGAAGGAAACCAUUUCCUUUUAGCUCAUCCAUGUACUGUAGGAACUAAAUUGUAAGCAGGAAGUUCGUCCAUGCAUCCAAAGUCAGUGCAGGAACUGAAAGGGUCAAACGCAGGAGAGAUUUCUUAAGGAAAGCUCUUUUUCAUUCUUUUGGGGCCAGUACAAACUGAUUCCCGUUAUCUCGGGCCAUUUGUAAAGCAUCCUGAAGGUCCGUUGCCUUCUGGGGAUUUCUAUCGCAUCAUGCUGUUAAACCAGGCAAAGAAACUUGGAUACCAAGGCCAUUCAAUCCAGUCGGUUCAAUGAUUCCAACUGUACAUGACCUCAAGUAUUAAGUCUCAAGGAAGGUCAAGGCAAAGAGAGAUAAAGGAAAUAUGUGAGUGGCUCUGGAAGAACGCUUUAUCAGGAGGGAGACCACAGCAGCAGUAAUGGAAUCAAGAAACAAGAGAAUCUUAGUUCGUCUGUAUGUUUGUCUUUAUGUAAUCAAGUAUCAUAAGCAUUUAGUAACUUGUCUCCUGUAAAAUUGUGUUUAGUCUUCAUUCCAGAUCAAGCUGAUAUAUAUUCAUCAUGAUGAAAUACGAAAGGGGCCGUAGGCCUCUCGUCUUCCUUUCAUCA